This is a messenger RNA of Trichomycterus rosablanca, 3508 nucleotides long. It is a transcript of the gene tead3b, whose product is annotated as TEA domain family member 3 b. The transcript is spliced from 14 exons. The record is from RefSeq and is a predicted model, not a curated record. The coding region runs from base 1 to 1398 and encodes 465 amino acids. Gene Ontology annotation, cellular component: transcription regulator complex. Gene Ontology annotation, biological process: hippo signaling; embryonic organ development; positive regulation of transcription by RNA polymerase II. Gene Ontology annotation, molecular function: RNA polymerase II cis-regulatory region sequence-specific DNA binding; DNA-binding transcription factor activity, RNA polymerase II-specific. Lineage: Eukaryota; Metazoa; Chordata; Actinopteri; Siluriformes; Trichomycteridae.
AUGAGCCUGCCAAGCAAAGCUUAUUCUUUCAGCGCGGCCGUAACCAGAGCGCUUCAACGUGUGGGCUCGUGGCAGGGCCCGAUCGGAGCCGGCACCAUUGCGUCUAACGACUGGAGUGCGAACGGGAGCCCUCAGCCGGGGCUGGAGGAUGGCGGCGAUGAACUCGAUAAGGCGAUUGAUGGCGAUGCAGAGGGCGUGUGGAGCCCCGAUAUUGAGCAGAGCUUUCAGGAGGCACUUGCCAUCUACCCACCUUGUGGACGCCGCAAGAUCAUCCUCUCAGAUGAGGGAAAGAUGUAUGGCCGUAAUGAACUUAUUGCCAGAUAUAUCAAGCUGAGGACAGGCAAAACCCGCACAAGGAAACAGGUUUCUAGCCAUUUGCAGGUUCUUGCCCGGAGAAAAUCUCGCGAAAUACAGUCAAAGCUGAAGGCUAUGAACAUGGAUCAAGCAUCCAAAGACAAGGCUCUUCAGACCAUGGCGACACUUUCCUCCGCUCAGAUAGUGUCUCCGAAUCUGAUCAAGAGCCCGCUUUCCCCACUGCCCCAGCCACCGUACGCACCUCCCCCAAGGUUUUGGCCGACUCCAAUUCCAGGACAACCGGGACCCUCUCAGGACAUCAAACCUUUUGCACCAAACACCUACACAAACCUUCCCGGACCUGUUCCACCUCUUAGAUCAGGGUACGAGCCAAUGGUUCCUCUCCUGCCCCCAGCAGCUACCGCGGUGCCCGUGUGGCAGGAUCGCACCAUUGCCUCCUCUAAGCUGCGCAUGCUGGAGUACUCCGCCUUCAUGGAGGUCCCUAGAGAUCAGGAUUCUUACAGCAAACAUUUGUUUGUGCACAUCGGUCAGACCAACCCAUCAUACAGUGAUCCCCUCCUGGAGGCAGUGGACAUCCGGCAGAUCUACGACAAAUUUCCGGAGAAGAAGGGAGGGUUAAAGGAGCUCUAUGAAAAGGGUCCACAGAAUGCUUUCUUCCUGGUUAAAUUCUGGGCGGAUCUGAACAGCAGCGAUAUGCAGGAUGGGCCUGGAUCCUUCUAUGGCGUCAGCAGCCAGUACUGCAGCACUGAGAACAUGACCAUCACUGUCUCUACUAAAGUCUGCUCCUUCGGCAAGCAGGUGGUGGAAAAAGUAGAGACCGAGUAUGCACGAGUGGAAGGUGGAAAGUGUGUAUACAGGAUCCACCGCUCGCCUAUGUGUGAAUACAUGAUCAACUUCAUUCAUAAGCUUAAGCACCUGCCUGAGAAGUACAUGAUGAACAGCGUUUUGGAGAACUUCACCAUCUUACAGGUGGUGACUAACAGGGAAACACAGGAGACUCUGCUCUGCAUAGCUUUUGUAUUUGAAGUGUCGACGAGCGAACACGGCGCACAGUACCAUGUCUACCGCCUCAUUAAAGACUAGCCACUCUGUCGGAACGGGUUUGCCAACGGACAUUCUGUCUCUUCGUCCAGACGUCAGAGCAAUACACCGGCACGUAGCUGAGAACGGAGGCGUUUUCGUCUCCGUACUGACCGGGGUAGAGUGUAAGUGAAUGGGGGUUCGAAACAGAGAUGAGCACACGAACGGAAAUUACAGACGUAGUAUUGCUCUGUUAAAGGACAAUCUUUUUAUACGUAUUUAAAUGCCUUAACAACAAAGUGGGUCUCACAGGUUUUGUCAUGUAUGAAUUCUAAAUGUCAUUUAUGCUUAUUUUGUUUUGUAUUCAUCGAGGGACUUUGAAUGUUGAACAUCUUGGCAGGUAGGAAGGUUGUGAACAGUGGAAGACAUUCAUAUGUACAUUUAUAUUGCAGACAAGGGCUAUUAAGGAUCGUAAAAAAUGAUAUUUGAAAGGACAGGUCUGCUGAUAAAAAUAGUGCUACUGUUUCUGUUACAUGGGAACAAUGAAAGAUAUAUAUCAAUUUAAAAUACUUCACAAGUGUUAAGGCCAUUUGUAUUCUUGUUUGAAUUAAAAGACAAACGGUUUAAUAUAGAAAUUGUGCUGAUAACGUAGUAAAUGUAAAUGGACCCUGCUUGUUAUUGUUUCACCAUGUACAGAGUAAGAAUUGCCGAUGCAUUCGCAUUGACCUGUCCUUUUCCAGCAAACGAUAGCUGAAACAAGGUUUACAUACCCAUGAAUAAUUCUGUUAGCUCAGUGAAUAUAAGUGCCUCUAUCCAAAGAACUCAGCAUGAAAUGUUUUGAAGUGCCUUUUUGACUACCUCUUGACAUAAAUCAAUACAAAUAUUUGCAAACAUUUUGAUACUUAAGCAUGUUUUAAGCAUUUUUUAAUCAAAGCUCACUUCAGUUUUUGGUAUGUUUAUUUGCUUCUUGUAACAAGUACAUUACAGUAUGACUAAGCCUUCAGAUAGCCUUGUUUCAAUUGGAUAGUGGCACAUCAUACAGGGGAAAGAUAAACUAAUUGAAUAAAUUGUUUUGAGUUAAACUGCCCUCUAACUUGGAGUAGAUGGCUUUCCUGUGGCUGCCUAAUAAUUAACUGAUGGUAUUGGUACCUCUGUUUGGUACCUCUGUUAGAUACCUCUGUUACAAAUGUUUAUUUUUUGUGGAUUUUGACAAUGGAAAGUUUUGUGUUUUUGUAUUUUUGGUGCUUUUGGAUCUUUUAAUGAGAUAUAGCAUUCUAAAACCUUACUAAAACCGAAUAAUGUUUUCCCUAAGUCAUAAGCUCUAGUGUCAUCCUUGAAAUGUAUACCCCUGUGGACUUGUGUUAAUGCAAACUGAUAUGUGCAUCUUCAUGACACAUUAAUUUUGCACCAGAAAGGGAGAGUAAGUGUUUUCAUUCUUCAUUCUCCUUGUCAUUCCCCACUGUGUGAAGAAAAUGUGUACGACUUUUCUUCUUACUAAUGUUCAUAUAAUAGUGUUUAAGUUUAAGGGUACUACAUUGUCAGCAGCUCAACCUUGAGUAGUUUUACUACGUUUAUUUUGUACCCCUUUUAGAAUAAAGUUUGCUUUCAGUGCAAUGAAGAGGCAACAAAUCAUACAGAGGUUUACCCAUGCUGUCAGUAUUUAAUGAAUUAGGGUAAAGAAAAUGCAAGGUUUGAAUUGGUUAUUAUGAAAUACAAUUUGUCCCAGACUCUACCCAAACAUUACUAAUUCCAUUUAACUUAACUGGUACUUCAUAGUAUAUUUAUAACAAAUGAAUUCAAGGUUCGAGCUGUUGUUUUAUUACAAAAGAAUGAAUUGGUACAGCCUACGCCUUUAAUAUGUGUUUUCUGUGAACCUUCUAAAUUGUACUUUUCGCUGGCUCGUUUUAUUAUACUGAUUCAUUUUGUUUGCUCUUUGACUUUCAGUUCAUGCUGUAUGCAUUAAUUGAAAAUUGUGUGUGAGAUUUUAUGUAAUAAUCUAAAUGGUGUUGGAGUUUUCUUUUUUUUUUCCUCCUUAACCAGUAAUGGUUCACUGUGGCCUUGGUUACCAAAUGUGCAUUGAAGUCAUUUAUAUUAUAUCGUAUGUGAGGGUUUUGUACAAUAUAAUCUAAACAACAUGUACAGCAAUACCAAUAAAAUGUCUUGGUUCCUCUUG